Hydatigera taeniaeformis is the source of this 1551-nucleotide messenger RNA. The record is from the annotation of a GenBank genome assembly. Lineage: Eukaryota; Metazoa; Platyhelminthes; Cestoda; Cyclophyllidea; Taeniidae.
AUGGAUCCCCUUAAGGCAGAACGACACCUCCAAUUCGUCAGUGAUUGCACUGGAGGUUCAGCUUUUGAAGUCAUGGGUCUUCUUUUCCUUGUUUGCUCGGUUGGAUAUCUGAGAUUCCUUUUUGAGCGAUCAUUCAUUCGGAAUGCAUCUAAAACUAUGCAAGUUUUUUUCUACACCUCUCAGCUGUUACUGACGCUAGACCUACUUGCCACGGUCGUUGCUAUCGUACUUCCCUGUACUCUCCUUUCCAAUUAUGUUCUCGAAACUAACAUCAUUCUCCUUUCCAUAAUCUUCCUGUUUCGACUUAAGACCCCGUCCAUUUCCCUCAUAAACCCCAUCACUGUCUUUCCUCACACUCUAUCUACUUGGCGUCGACUUGCUCGUGCCUUCGUACUUGUUUAUACCUGCAUCUGUAUCUACGCUGUUGAUCUACCUAUCUUCCCCCGUCGUUUUGCGAAAACUGAAAUGGUAGGCGUGAGUCUGAUGGAUACAGGCGUUGGCUUGAUUGCCGUCAUCAUAGGUUUCUCAAAUGUUGCCUUCCUCGACGCUUGUCGCCAUCGUCCUCUCCCUUGCUUCCCUCUGCUCAAGAUUGUUGUUAGGUCCGUAUUCCCCUGUUUUGCAGUGGGAAUUUUGAGGACCGUUGUGGUUAAGGCGUUGGGUUAUCCGGAGCAUGUGACGGAAUAUGGCGUGCAUUGGAACUUCUUCUUCACGCUGGCCUGCAUUCGGCUAGGUGGGUUCAUUGUGGCGUAUGCGCUGAGUUGGUUGUCCGACUUUAAUGCAAUGAAUGCGCACUUUGGUCUCUGUAUACUGCUCGCGUGCUUUCAACAAUGGGGCGUUCUGAGCUACGCGCAGAACCACCACUUCCUUCGCUUAUCCUCCCUCGCCACAACCGAGGGUGGCAGUGACAGGUCCGCAGAAGGUAUCGCAGCAUUGGUCCGUGUUAAUGCGGAGGGUCUGGUCUCGCUGCCUGGUUACCUCUGCCUCUUUAUCUACGGCACCGCCAUCGCCCUCCUCCUCCGACUCCAUCUCGACCCACCCAUCUCCCAACCCGCCGACAAGUUGAAAGUUCUCUCUUUCCAGGGCAAGGAGACUUGGCGCGGUGACCCCAAGAAGGUUGCCAUGGCAGUGCUUUUCAUUGGUGUUUUGGCGUUUCUCGUUGUGGCUGUCUAUGGUGAGAGCUCCGUUUCUCGGCGUCUUGUGAAUCUCCCAUACAUCGCUCUGCAGAUCGGUCUUCUGUCACCUCUAAUGGCGUUCUUUAUUUACUGCAUUUUCGACAUCUCCGAAGCCAAAAGAGCAAAAGCAACACGCAAAGACGUGAUACCUCUCAUCACAGUGCUCUCGGACAAUGCAAUGCUCUACUUUAUCCUUUCGAACCUCAUCACAGGACUAUUGAAUCUGCUCUUCGACACCUUAACACUCGCCGAAUGGCAGCCGGCUUGGUUCGCGACCAUGUGCCAAUUCCUUCUGCUGACAACCUACACGGUCACCUGCCCACUGCUCACACUUGCCCUCUCCUCUCUUUUUUGCACGGCACGAACCCAAUGUGGAUGA